Molecule: messenger RNA, 2048 nt
Organism: Saccostrea echinata
Lineage: Eukaryota; Metazoa; Mollusca; Bivalvia; Ostreida; Ostreidae
Product: receptor-type tyrosine-protein phosphatase epsilon-like
Exons: 16
Coding region: 1-1992 (663 amino acids)
Biological process (GO): protein dephosphorylation
Molecular function (GO): protein tyrosine phosphatase activity
Source: RefSeq, a predicted model, not a curated record
AUGACUGUUGGAUUUUAUCUGUUUUCAGACAAAAUGGGAAUUGGUGGUGCAAAUUCUACUUCCAUUAAUUCAAAACCUCAGUCCUCAACCGAACAACAAAGAAGUAAACAUAGAGAUAUUGGAAAUCCUACACAUUCUAGACGCAAGACGAGGGGUCAUGAUAUUGAUGUCGAUGAAGAUGAGUUGAUACACUUGGAAAAUCCCUAUCGAGACUUUUAUGCAAAUGAAACGACAAUGCUGGACAUACCUCUUAAUCAACUGGAGUCGGUUAUAGCUGAGAAAAGAAAGGAUGGAGAUGCCGGAUUUCAAAAAGAAUAUGCGGCAUUACCAUACGGGGAACUAUUCAAGUGUGAAGCCGGAAAAAGAAAGGAAAAUCUUGAUAAAAAUAGAUAUAAAGCUACAUUUCCCUAUGAUCAUUCAAGGGUAAUAUUGAGAACGAAAUCAGGAUCCGACUACAUCAAUGCAAACUAUAUCGAGGGCCCAGUGAGCGUAAGAGAGUAUAUCGCAGCACAAGGACCAAAGCAGAAUACACUUGACGAUUUUUGGACGAUGAUUUGGCAAGAAAAUGUGUUCUCCAUUGUCAUGUUGACAAACCUGAGAGAAGGACCCUGGAUAAAGUGCCAUCAGUAUUGGCCAGAUGUAGAUAAGAAUGCAAACUAUGGUAAUAUUUUCGUACAAUUGAUGGAGCAAAAAGAGUACGCAUUCUUUAUUGUACGCAGAAUGACUGCAAGACACGAUGAAUCAAAGGAAUCACGGACGGUGACUCAAUACCAUUACACGGCGUGGCCAGACCAUGGAACACCGGAUCCCCUUUGUCUUGUUGUCUUUCUUGAUCACGUGACGAGAACAGGAACCAAUCAGAAUAACUCUCCAACAAUUGUACACUGCAGUGCAGGAAUAGGUAGAACGGGGACAUAUAUAGCGUUGGACGCUCUGGAACGAAAAGGGCGAAAGAGAAAGAAAGUUAACGUAGCAGAAUAUGUCAAAAAGAUGAGAGAAAACAGGAUGAAUAUGGUCCAAACCUACGAACAGUACAUGACGAUUUUUCUGGCUUUGAAUGAAAUAUUUAAGUCACCAGUUAACAUCAAUACUAUCGAAGACUUUGCAAAAAAGGUCGAAACAAUGAAGACAGAUAAACCAGCCAAUCGGAGUUUUUUACGAAAAGAAUUUCAGCUUUUGAUGAAGAUGCGACCAGUAUACACUGACACUGACUUUAUGAUUGCCAAAGAAAUUUGUAAGGUCGGACAUUUCACAGGUGUAUUGCCUUUGGAUAAAUACAGUGUUCAUCUCUCAGCCCCUGUUCCGAAUCGAGGAAGUUUCAUCAAUGCAAUAUAUGUACCGUCAUUCAUCAACAAUAAGGCGUUUAUUGUAACGCACUAUCCGCAAGCAGAGGACACUGUUGACUUCCUGCUCCUGGUCAGUGAGCAAGAGUCGAACACUGUCAUCUGUUUGGAUCCACUGAGUGGGAUUGAAUCGAGUAAGACAUGGGUACCAAGUCAUACCAACUCUUCCAAAUCUGCCAAUCCCUUCACCAUCCAAUUUCAAUCAAAAUCUGAAACUGACGUCAGCAGCUCGAUAAUUCUUAUAAGGCAGAAAAAUAGUAAAAAGACUCGGACAGUAACAGUAAUAGAGCCAAGGUCUAGCAUCAAAACUUUCGGAACACCUCUGGAUACUUCCCAGCUUCGAAGUCUGGUUUCUGUCGCUCUUGGUGUGGAGAAGGAAAACCCUGUCAUCGUUGUCAGCAGCGAUGGAGCUUCCCUCUGUGGUGCCUUUUGUGCUGUUCAUAACGUGAUUCAACAAAUGAACAUGGAUACAAACGUGGAUGUUUUUACCUCCGUCAGACAACUUCAAAUUCGAAGGCCCGAGUUCUGUUCAAGUCUUGAAGAAUAUGGACUCAUCUUCAAGGCCGUGGAUGAUCACAUACAGAGAGGCACAGAAACAUAUACUCUAAUCAAUAGAAGCAUAGUUCAUCAAAAAGAGACUUACACAUAAUAAUAAUAAAAUUGUAAAGCUCAUCACUAUAUUUAUAUCACACUGUAACUGCCAAC